AUGGAGCUGGGCGAGCUGCUCUACAACAAGUCCGAUUCUGCGAUAGGGGCUCGGCCCGAGGCGUGGGAUGGGGGCCUGAAUGCCCGUCUCCGAUGUCACCGGGCUCCCAAAACCCACUCGGCGUGCUCCCUCUCAUUUCCUGCUCUUUCCUUCCAGGCGUCGGGGAACAAAGUCAGCCGCCAGUCAGUGUUGUGCGGAAGUCAGAACAUCGUCCUCAACGGCAAGACCAUUGUGAUGAAUGACUGUAUUAUCCGAGGGGAUCUGGCAAAUGUAAGAGUUGGACGUCAUUGUGUUGUGAAAAGCCGGAGUGUCAUAAGGCCACCGUUCAAGAAAUUCAGCAAAGGCGUUGCAUUCUUCCCUUUACAUAUUGGGGACCAUGUUUUUAUUGAGGAAGAUUGUGUGGUCAACGCUGCUCAGAUUGGCUCUUAUGUUCAUGUUGGCAAGAACUGUGUGAUUGGGCGUCGAUGUGUGUUGAAAGACUGCUGCAAAAUUCUUGACAACACAGUAUUACCCCCAGAAACUGUGGUCCCGCCAUUCACUGUCUUCUCGGGCUGCCCAGGACUGUUCUCAGGGGAGCUUCCAGAGUGUACCCAGGAGCUGAUGAUUGACGUCACCAAGAGCUACUACCAGAAGUUCUUGCCCUUGACACAAGUCUAAUGUGUCUGUCUCAUGUCUUGAAUUCACUUGAGCUCUAAGAUGAACUUGGGGACAAAGUGAGCCAGUCAGCAUCUACAAAGAGGUCUUGUGUCUUUGACACCUUCUACCCAUCCUUUUUUGUUGUUGGGUUUUUUUUUUUAAUUCUUCUGAAUUUCUUAAUCAUCCUCUGCUCUGAGCUCUUAAGACUUUAAUAAUAGAACAUCUAGAGGAGUUGUCUCCAAAUGCUCUGCUUAAACUGUAUCUGUUAUCAGUCACUCCAUGCCAUUAUCUAUGGGGUACAGAUCAUCUGUUCUCAGCACUCCCACCCUUGGUCCUUUGAAUGGCUGGGUGCUUCCCAAGACAGGCUGCAGAGCGGAGCACCCUGUCCAGCAUGGCAGUCACAAAGCUGACGUGCUGCUCACCGCCAUAAGCUCCCCACCAUGAGUGCUACUCACAUGGGUCUCUCUCAGCUUUCCUGCCACUAACACAUUUGACCAGUUGCCACAAUUGCUCAUAAUCGUGAAGGAAAAGUGUAUGUGGCUUUUCGGAGUCCAGAUUCCUGUUGGCUACUGAAACAUGAAAGGAGGGGUGGUUAGUAUUUCUCUUCUUUCCCCAAUGACCUUAACUGUCAUUUUAACCAAGGGUGACUAAGAAAAGACUUUCUAGCAUUGUGUUGUAGGGCCUGUGGCUUUUAUUAGAAGGAGGACCCUCAGCACCCAGGUUUUUUUUGCGAAGUCACAGGUUUGAAGUCUACCAUGUGGAUAGACUAGUCUGGCAGCCACCCUGUGCCUCAGGGUACUUGGGGGUAGCAGUAUAUGCCUUAUUUCAUUGAAGACAUAGCAUUUGUGACACUUGUUCCCUGGCCUAGAACCAUUUGACCCACCCUGUAUUUGCUGUAAACCUCACAGUUCAGAUCAAAAUAUCUGUACUUGGGCCCAAUCACAUGUAUACACAGGGGCCUUUCAAAGUAACUCUGUGGCACAGAGUCCCAAGGAGUAGUCAGUGAAGUCGCCAGUGCUAUUCUUACUGUCUUCUGGGUAACAGUACAACCUUCCCUGGUUCUGCUCUGACCUCUUGGUUUAGAAGGACUUAGAAGUGAGGGCCUGAGAACGCUGGCCUUGCUUAAUGCUCUGCCGCUUCUGUGAGUUGGGCCGAAUGGCUCAGCCUCGGAGGUUAGGCUCUAGCAGGCGCUAUAGUGAUUCAAUGUCGGGUUCUGGGGUUGACAGCUGUAUGUAAUUAUCUCUACUCAGUCAAUGUAAAACUGCUUUCUGGUUUGUCAUUUUUUUUAUGUUUGUAUAUUAAAAGAUUGACAACCAAACAA
Messenger RNA from Miniopterus natalensis, 1957 nucleotides. The record is from RefSeq and is a predicted model, not a curated record. NCBI's taxonomy places the organism in Eukaryota, Metazoa, Chordata, Mammalia, Chiroptera, Miniopteridae.